AGAUUUCUGCUAUAGCAGCGCUGAAGUUCAUGCACUUUAAGUUUAUAAUACUAUGCUUACAAUUACAACAAAUCCAGUUGACACUGAAAACUCAAUGGAACUACCAACACCACGGUACCUUAAAUUCGAGCUGGGCGAAGUUAAACUAGCAGUCACGCCUGCCGCAUGGUGUGAUACGGACGACGACACCACUAAACAUGAGUGACGGAGUUAAGUGGCCGUGUGCAGUGUGUACAUAUGAAAACUGGCCAGCAGCAUUUAAAUGUACUCUUUGCGGUACACCGAGGAGUUCAACUCUUAUUGAAGAUGAAAUGCAGCGUCUGCAUCUUUCGUCCAAGGAUUCAGAAAAGAUUGAUGACUGUCGUGCUGAAGCUGCGUUUGAUGCUACACAAUUGAUCAAAUGUCAGUCAUGUACUUAUCUUAAUCACCGACAAAACUUCAAAUGUGAACAGUGUUUCCAAGUUCUUUGUGACUCACCAGUUUUGGAUAAUGAGGUUUCUAAGCAGGCGUCUUCAGCUUUCUUAUGUCCUCUACCCCCUUCUCCUCCUCAUACGAUAGAAUCUUUGGCACCAUCAGGAAAAUGGACCUGUACUGAAUGCACUUACGAAAAUUGGCCUAAAAGUAAACAUUGUGUUAUGUGUUUUGCACCCCCACCUCCAAUUUGUGAUGAAAUUGAAAACAAAGAUAAUAACCCAAUAUAUACUUCAUCUAACUCAUCUAGUUUAAAUACUAAUCGACGCACAAAAUCAAAUAUGUCUACCAUAUCACUGACUCCUCGUGAUAGAUUAUGGUUGUCAGCUUGUGUUGCUGUAGCCAAUGGGGAGGUAGCACCAGUAAAACGUUACAUACUGGCUAAUGGUCGAAUCGAAAGAAAACUAACUAAACAUGAAUGUCGUUUUUUGAAUUCACAUAUUCAGUCAGUAACAAAUUGUGAUAUGCCGACAUUUUUACAAGCUACUGACCAUUGCCCAAAACAAACUGAUGAUAUAAAUGUCAACCUGCUGUCUGAAAACAGUUGUCUUUCUCAAAGAGCAGCUAUUUCAAAUUUUGAUGGGGGACUGUUUUCCUGUAACGUGGACUGUACAUUCUCACCCGCUGGGCAUAAAUUCCGGUCUGGCUGGACGUUAGUCGAUUUGGCACUUAGAUUUUGUCGUACAGAUUUAAUUAAUUUGUUUAUCGCUUUGAUUGGCCUGCAGGCUACUAGUAGUGCCAUAUCCGUUGGUUCUGGCUCUAAACACUCUCCUUUGCCCACGAACUCCUCAAGUACCACUGCUAAUGCUACUUUUGUGAACACAGUUGUCACGGCUUGUAGCACUACUGCUGCUGGUACUGUUCCUACAGCUACAACUUCAAAUUUUCGGAGUAAUGCAUCUAAUACUCCAUUUCAGGAGGGACAAACUCAGGGUAAAAAUAGUCAGGGAAAUCGUAAAUUAAGCAAUAGUUUGACAGGAAAUCAGAUACAUCCAGCACUUCAAUUACUUUUCAAUCGAACUCCAGGUGGUAUGAACAAAACCCAAGUUAGUAGAAGCAAAUGGAUGCCGUGUCAGGCAAGUCCUCAUAUUGCCGGUGAACUGCGUGAUUUACUGGCAAAAACAGUAAAGCAUCGUAAAGGUGACUUUCCAUGCGCCUAUUUUUCUGAAUGGGGAACUUUUGCUCUGCCACAUUCAAUUACAAAAUUUCCUGCUCCAGUGAAACAGUUGCUUUUAUCAGAACUAUGUGAUAUGCAAGCCCAGUCAGAGUUAGAAGAUGAUGCAAAAGCUAUCAAUUGGUGGUUCAUUCCUGGUCAGAAGCAAUCAAAUCGUUUGUUUGCUCUUUGGAAUCGUACUGCAGGCGACUGUCUAUUGGACAGUGUUUUACAGGCCUGUUGGGGAGUAUUUGAUAGAGAAAAUUGUUUACGUCGUGCACUUGCAGAAAGUCUUCAAAAUUGUGAAGCUAACUUUUAUCCACGUUGGCGUGAUUACGAAGCAUUACAGGCUGCAUGUCAUUAUAUUUUAGACGAAGAUCAGUGUCAAAGGGACUGGGAAAACGUAUUGGCAGCAGCGUGUCAACCACGUGAAGCUUUAGAACAAAUUCACAUAUUCGCUUUAAGUCAUGUCCUUCGACGACCAAUUAUCGUUUACGGUGUAAAGUACAUAAAAAAUUAUCGUGGAGAGCCAAUAGGAAUAGCAAAUUUUCAAGGUAUUUACCUACCAUUACUCUGGGAAAAGUCAUUUUGUUCUCGAAAUCCAAUCGUUUUGGGAUUUACACGAGGACAUUUUACGGCUCUUGUGCCUGUUGAACCAUAUCCAAUAGCUUCAAGUUCUGCUAGCAAUGAAACUUCUUCAGAAAUCAACCAGUCUACUGGGACUGUUUCUUCACCUUUUGCGUCUCCGCGUACAUCCUCUUCUUCACGUAAACACAGUCCUACACCUCCGGAUGAGACAAGUACUUACACCCAGUUACCGUUGUCUACCGUUUCACUUUCAACUUCCCUGUCAGAAGCACAAAUAACCUCUGUAGUUGAAUCAUCAACAAACAGCACUGGGACAACCGUAUCGAAUGCAAUACCUCAACAAAAUGCUUUCGUAUAUCUUCCACUUGUUGACAGACAAGGUGCUUUAUUACCGAUUCAUUUUACUACAGAAAAAGAGGCUAAACUCUCCCAUACACUUCUGCAAGAUUGGUUGGAUGUAGUAUGUACAAGACGUGGACUACCACUUGCUCGAUUGCGGUUGCAUGCAAAACAUCCACUUGUUGACAACAUGGUAGAUGAAUGGUUAGAUUCUUAUCGAUCAUUGGCUAAAUUACCACUCAACACAGUUACUCCACCGUCUAAUAUCACUUCUUCCAUGAAUACAACGAAUAGUACAACCUUUACAAAUACAGAAGUUCAAAAUACUCAUAUAAUCAGUGAACAUUCAUCUUCAUCUACUUCAGUUUCUUCUGAUACAGAUCAUGCUGAACAGACUUCAAAAUCAUUGCCUUCAGAUGAUGCAGCAUACACUUCUGGUCCUCCUUAAUUUGUAUCACUAGAUAAAUUGUAUUACAAUCGUCAAUUGUGGACACUAGCAACCAUCAUCAUGAUAAACAUUACCAUCAUUAUAUACUCUGUAUUUACUGUUUCUGACUGUGAUAUCGUCUAUUUUACUGAGAUAGUUGAUAAUCAAAAGAAGAUUAUAUAUUAAGGGGAUUAUUCUAACGAAAUAUCUAUUUAUAUUCAACAACAUUUCCCUACGUUCAGAGUGAUGUAUUUUUUGUCCACCCUCUUGUUAUCUCUCGUUUAUGCUUCCUAAAAGAGAUAAUUUUGCAUACAAUAAUUAUCACUUGUAGAGUAUAUAUAUACAUAGAUGUUAUAAAUAAUUACUGAUAGUAAAUUAUUUUGGUUUUUUUUAUUCUAUCUUGUUUUAAAUAAUAAAUUCAUGCCAUUGGUUCAAGUUUCAAUAUUUUGGUUUGUUUAAAUAAAUAAACAAAUAAGCAACAAGAUUGUAUUGAUUUUUAAAACAGAGUGAAGUCAAUAUUCAACAAAUGUAUGUAAAGUAGAAUUCUUCCUUUCUCUCUAGUCGUAAUUGAAGUCUAAUUUGUCUCAUUAUUAUUAUUUGGCCUGUGUGUGUGUGUGUUAACGUCAGCCUGACGAUUUGAUAUUUCAUUUCCUUAACUGCAUAUCAUUACCACCAUCAGUACUGUGAGUAUUCUAAUGGCUGUACUGUGAAGACUUUUUAUCUCUAAUGAAUGAAUUCAACUCUUGUUUUUGUCUCCUCUCUUUCUUUUAAUGUAUUUUCUUGACUUUCAGCUGUUAUUACACGUCAGUCAUUAUUAACUAUUGUUUUUGUCCAUAAGAAAUUUUGUUCAUAUUUAUUUAUUUAUUUAUUCAAUGUACUCAGUGAUAUGUAUCUAUAUCCAAUGGCAAUACUGUGUAUAGAUUCUUCUGCUAUAAGUUUUUAGUUUAACCAAAUCUAUUUUUUUGAAAAUCAUAGAGUUUUACUUUUUAACGAAUUAAUUCUUUUUUUAAUGUUGUGGUUUUCUAUAGUUUUGGUUUGUAAGGAUUAGUUAUG
This is a messenger RNA of Trichobilharzia regenti, 4031 nucleotides long. NCBI's taxonomy places the organism in Eukaryota, Metazoa, Platyhelminthes, Trematoda, Strigeidida, Schistosomatidae. The record is from the annotation of a GenBank genome assembly.